ACGAUAUCUCUUCUCCAGGCCCCUCUCCAAUCUUACCACACAAAUCACCACUGGUCAGUGGGAAGUGUAAGCACAAGCAAAAGCAUCAAAUCAUGUCUACAGUCGAACAAGAAGUCACACUCGAGACUCGCGGUCACACCGCAAUCAUCUCCCUCAACCUUCCCAAGAAACUCAAUGCACUGAAUGGAGACCACUACUUCCGCCUCGCCAAAUUGAUGAAGGAAGUCGCCGCCCGCGACGACAUUUUCAUCACAAUCUUGACGGGAAAAGGACGUUACUUUUCCGCCGGUGCAGAUGUCUCUAUUUCAAAAUCACCUCCACAAGGCACGGAUAUCCAACGUCACUACCUCCAAGGCUUCGUGGCCCAAAAUCUACACAUAACACACGCCUUCUACACCCACCCCAAAAUCCUCAUCGCCGCUUUGAACGGCCCCGCGGUAGGACUAUCAGCAGCGUUGACCGGGUUCGCCGAUUUCGUAUACGCGGCUCCUCACACGUUCAUCCUGACUCCAUUCAGCAGUUUGGGAUUGGUGGCGGAGGGAGGUUCCAGCAGGGCUUUUGUGUCGAGGUUGGGCAUUUCAAAGGCCAAUGAGGCUUUGAUUAUGAGUAAGAGGAUCACCUGUGAGGAAUUGGUUAGUGUGGGUUAUGUUAAUGGGGUUAUGGAUGUCAAGCCCGGUGAGGAUGACAAGUUUUUGGAAUUGGUGUUGAGGGAGGUUGAUGAUAGGUUGGGCAAGCACUUGAUCCCGGAGAGUCUUUUGGGUAUCAAGAAGUUGAUUAGGAGACCCGAGAGGGAUUUGCUGGAUGCUCAGGGUGUAGCUGAGGUGUUUGGUGGGUUGGAUAGAUUCGUUAGCGGUGUGCCUCAGGAGCAGUUUAGAAAGAUUGCUUCAGGUGAGAAGAAGCACAAGCUGUAGAUUGGCUUUGAUACACGAAAGACUUGUUACACCACACAU
Aureobasidium pullulans EXF-150 is the source of this 950-nucleotide messenger RNA. Its product is annotated as ClpP/crotonase. The coding region runs from base 93 to 911 and encodes 272 amino acids. Gene Ontology annotation, cellular component: peroxisomal matrix. The transcript is spliced from 2 exons. The record is from RefSeq and is a predicted model, not a curated record. NCBI's taxonomy places the organism in Eukaryota, Fungi, Ascomycota, Dothideomycetes, Dothideales, Saccotheciaceae. Gene Ontology annotation, biological process: fatty acid beta-oxidation.